GAACUGGGCCAAAAAAAUCAACAUAGCAGAUACAAAGUGUGAACGGUGAGAAAUUUUUCGUGUCACAGUUGCAGAAUUCUAAGUAUUUCCUGGUGAUUUUUGGUCGUGUCAAUACAACAACUUUAAGGACAAUGAAACAAACUUUGCUAAGCUAACUUUAUGUUCCUGGUGUUAGCUUAUGCUAGCGGCCGAGCAGUGCAUUUGUAUUCGUUCCUAUCUUCAUAAUGUUGUUUUUUUUUCAACGCGAUAGAGUGUUACACCGAAAACCUUGACAGGCGGAAACAAUGCUACAGAUUUCGGCUGUUUGAAUGCCUGUAUGAGAAACGGUUCCGUCAGCAAAUAACCAAGAAUACCAAACAUCCGCUGGUAUUUGCGCCAUGAAUCCAUCCAAUCCGUUUGGAAGUCCACAAGGUGGAGCUUUCCAAGCCCCAACCAACACUUUGAAGACUGGUUUGUUCCAGUCAUUUGGACAGCAAAGUUCUAGCAAUCAGCCCCCAACUAUGGGCUUUUAUCAACCAUCAGCGUUUGGACAGCCCUCACCUCAUGGAAAUACCAUCUUUGGACAGACCCCUGCCUUUGGACAGUCGUCUACACAGCCCCCCUUGCUGCCAACAGCAAGCCAAGCUCCAGCAUUUGGACAGCCAUCAUUAGGAAUGAGUAGCUUUGGUAGUAGUCCCGCACCAACGUUUGGACAGACUAGUGGCCCAAACCAGAGUUCAGUCUUUGGGCAGACACCUGCAUUCGGACAGCCUUCUGCAUUUGGGCAGGCUCCAGGAUUUAGUCAGCAGCCACAGGGAUUUGGCAAACAGCCACCAGGGUUUGGCCAACAACCCUCUGGGUUUGGAAACUCCCAGAUGACUUCUGGCUCCGCCACUACCUUAGGGCAACCUCAGCCACUGGGUUUCGGACAGUCUGUGUUUGGACAGCCAUCAUCUACUAAUGUCACCACCAGUGUAUUUGGCACAGCUCAGAGUGCGACCCAGAGCAGAGGCUUCAGUUUCAAGCCAGCUAAUGAGGCACUGUUCAAACCCAUCUUCAGUGCCAGUCCUGAGCCAGCUAACCCUCAGACUACUUCAAUGUCCAGUUCACCUUUUGGCAGUAGUGGGUCCCAGACGAAUACCAGCGCCAUGAGUAGCAGCACCACCACCACCACUGGCUUCCCUCUAUUGACUGGGGCUAAACCUGGGCCGCUGGGCUUCAGCUUUUCACAGCCAGCUGCAGCACCCUCUAUCUCUGCUCAAGACAAUCCACAAACAACUAGCAGCGCCCCCCCCAACACUCUGCAGUUCACCUUCUCCCAGCCAGCUGCCCCCUCCAGUUCCAACACUCAAGCAUCCACCACCCAACCCACCACCCCGUCAUCUUUCAGCUUCUCUGCCAAACCCCCCCAGCCUCAGGCAACACCCCUUUUUGGAGGAACCAGCUUUGGUCAGCCUGCACUCUUUGGAGACUCCAAAGCUAAAGCUGAAACUAGUAGUGAUGCGAAAGGGAGCAACCUGGAGGUCCUCGGUGACACAAACAUAUUUGCACGAUUGAGCAAAGGCACCAAGCGCAAGGAAGAUCCACCUGUCUCCAGCAUUGGCCCAGAGAAGGCUGCCACAGAGGACAAUGUUACAGCAGAAGCAGAUUCACCAAGACAGCCCUCAAAGAGGCCCCUAAUGAGGUCCCGUGGCCCACCAAGGGGCUUAUUCAAUAGGGCAUUGAGUGAUCUUCGUAGAGAUGGCCCUAACCCAGUGAAGCGUGAGGCCACAAAGGAGACUCAGCAGCAAGCAUCAACGUGGGAGGAGACAGAGAGGGAAGAAGUCCAAGCUCAGACUGACAACCUACCCCCUACACCACCCACAGCUCAAGCUCCGACCAGGGACAUGCUGGAAAAAGCUGAAGAAUCAGACACAGGAAAAGCCCCAGACCCCAAGCCUGAAACCACAACCCCUGUGACACGUGACUUGCGCAGAGAGAGCUCAGACAGCCUAGGCGGCAUGUCACCCACUGACUCCACCACCAUCCAGUGCAGAGAUGUGCCUCCAGCCCUCAACAAGAAGGACCUCGUCGAGAAGCACUUUGGUCGUUUUGGCAAAGUCCGUAAGGUCAUCUGCCGGCCUGCCAAGAACCUGGCCAUUGUACAUUUUGAAGACCACGCGUCAGCAGCAAAGGCAAAGAAGAAAGGCCAAGUCAUGCAUCGACACAAACUCCUUCUCUUGUGGCAGAGAAAAAAGCAAAGUCCAAGUGACAAAGGGACCAGGCCUGUAGCAGGAACAGAUGAGGGAGAGGGAGAAUUGCAGGAGGACACAGGGUCCAAGGCUGCUUCCUCCCCACUCAGAAGACCUGCACUCAGAGCCCCUGCGGUCAGCAGCAUGGUGACCCUCAGUCGCAGCUCUCCGGUGAAGAAGUCAGUGGCCACAUCUCUGCAGUUUGAUGCCGAACCCCAGAAAGAGAGCAGCACAGAGGCCCAGAGCUCAGAGCGCUCAGUCCCCUCCUCCCUCCUCCACCUCAUUGGCCAGAUGGCUGAAACCGCUGAGGACAAGUACCGCCUCUUGGAGCAGAGAGACAAGAUCCUGCGUCAAGGUCGGCCCAAGAGAACAGACCUGGACCUGUCUAAGGUGUUUGUGGGGACAUGCCCUGACAUGUGUCCAGAGAAGGAGAGGUUCAUGAGGGAAACUCGGAAACAGCUGAGCAUAUUCGAGGUCAUCCCAGAUACUGAGAUGGUGGAUCACUCAGCAGCCAUCAAGGAGUACAGCCGCUCAUCAGCCGACCAGGAGGAGCCCCUGCCCCACGAGUUGCGCCCCCUUCCUGUGCUCAGCAUGACCAUGGACUAUCUGGUGACUCAGAUCAUGGACCAGGGCCAUGACAACUACCGGGACUGGUAUGACUUUGUCUGGAACAGGACCCGUGGCAUCCGCAAGGACAUCACCCAGCAGCACCUGUGCUGCCCAGACACGGUGUCGCUGAUUGAGAAGUGCACACGCUUCCACAUUCACUGCAGCCACCACCUCUGCGAGGAGCAUAUCUCAUCUUUUGACGCCAAGAUCAACAAUGAGAACAUGACAAAGUGCCUCCAGAGCCUCAAAGAAAUGUACGAGGACCUGGCCACACGUAACACCUACUGCUCCCGGGAGGCAGAGUUUCGCCAGUACAACGUGCUGCUAAAACUCAACAACGGUGACAUACUGCGUGAGGUGCAGCAGUUCCGUGACGAGGUGCGCAAGUCCCCCGAGGUGAAGUUUGCCGUGCAAGCAUUCGCUGCAGUCAACAGUAACAACUUUGUGCGCUUCUUCAAGCUGGUGAAAGGAGCCUCCUACCUCGCCAGCUGCCUCUUACACAGAUACUUCAAUCAGGUCAGAGCUAAGGCCUUGAAAACCUUGAACUUGGCCCACACCGUGGGUCCACGAUCUACUGCGUUUCCAAUUGAGGACAUAGUUCGAAUGUUAAUGUUCCGCAACGCUGCAGAGGCGACUGACUUCAUCCAGCAGUACGGCCUCAAUGUCAUCGAUGAUAUGGUAGAGCUCAGUCGGAUAACCUAUCAGGAGCCAGACCUGCCUCUAUCCCAGAAGAAGUCGGAGGUCAUCCUCUCAAAGAAAACUGUGUUGAUCGGAGAGGUGGUGCACGGUGGCCCCCUCCCUCACCUUCAGCAGCGCAUCCCUGUCUGCAGCUUUGACUCCCAGAACAAGUACCGUGGAGAAGGCCCUCUGGCCGAGCCCACUCCCAGCCAGUUUAAAGCUAUUGCAGCCAAGGUGGAGGUUAAGGCACCACCCAGCGUUGAGUUGCUGACACAGGUCGUGCCAGUCAAGGUUCCAGACAUACCCUCUGUGUUUGGUUUGCCUCCAGCUGUCACAGAUGAGGCCGGAGAGCCCAGCGAACCUUAUCACAGCUCGACCCGCCCAGCAGAAACCCAGCAGCUAUUCCAGCCAAUAUCUCAACCUCAGCCUGUCAAACCUCCAUCACCACCACCCAAACCUCAGCCGGUCUACAGCAAUGAGGACGUUAUUGCUGUACUGGACUGUGUGAUUGAGGAGGUGGUUGAAGCUGCAGUGAGGGAGGUAGCUGACGCUGGUGCCAGCUAUGCCACAGCAGCUCUUGCGGAGAGCAGCGUGCAGGCAGAGUCUCUGGUGACUGAGGUGAUGGGACAGAUGCUGCUGGAGAUAUCUUCCACCGAGAUCAAGCUGGAACAGGAGCGUGUCGCUGAAGAGAAACGCAAGCUCGAAGAAGCCAGGAGGAGGCAGGAGCACGAGGCCUUCCUGGUUCAGUUCAGCUUCUCUCUCUGUACAGAGAUCAUCCACGAAGUUUUAGAUGAGACCAUCAAAGAGACCGCUGCCUCUGAGAUCCAGCAGGCAGUGAAUGAGAAAGCAGAUCGUGUGGCUAAAUGCACAGAGCAGGUCUGCACAAGUCUAGUUGAAGAGACUUUGAAUGCAGACAUCGCUCUGUUGGUUGAAGACAUCCUUGAAGCUGAGCUGCAGCGCAUCCACAAGUACAUCAAACGGUGGCGUGAUGUGGUAGCAGUGCGCCGGCAGCUGAAGAGACAGAUGAGGGGUUUCCCUGCAGCUCCUUGCUGUGUGGACCCACGAUUCAAACUGAAGGCUCUGGCUCCCAGCGCUCCUGCGCAGCCCUCCAUAGCAGAUCUGGCCCGUGGUCUGGUCAACCUGGGGAACGCCGGCACCUUGGCCCUCUCCAGCACCAGGUUGUUAAAACUGAGACAAGAAGUGAUCCACCAGAUGAGAGUCCACUACUACUAUCAGCAGCUGCUGGAUGAGACAGUGUGGGCACCUCUCGACCUGCCGGCACUGGUGACAGAAAGCAUCUCCAACCCACCUGACCGUAUCUUCUGGAAAGCCAUUCUCCUCUUACCGAGCGACCAUGAGAGUGUAGCCAGUCUGGCAGACAGGAUCCUGUCAGACUGGCUGGAGGUGAAGCUUGGUGGUGGCAAGUGGUCGGAGGAGAGUGAGGAGCAGCAUGAUGGCACACUGCAGACCCUCUGUGUCACCAACUCACUGCAGGAAAAAGAACAACGCAUUCACAAAGUCCACAUCAGCGUCAAGGCCUCCCGAGGCCCUUUGACUGAAGACGGACUGUCCAAAAUGGAGGAGUGCUGUGAGCUCCAUGGGACAGGCGCUCUGAUCAUGUUGCUUCCUGCCGUGCCCAUCGUCGAACCCAGGCAGGAAGAGCAGGAUGUACCCCUGCUGUCAGCCCUGCUUCAGCUCAAACAGCUGCAGCAAGCCAGCACCUGGCACUGCCCGCUGCCUCUGGUCAUUCUGGUGCCAGGGCCUGACGGUGGCACUGGUCAGACACAGAAACUUGAAGAAGCCCUGAUGCUGCAAACACUGGUGAAGGAAGGCCUGAUAUCGGAGUACACGUUCCUCUUCAUACCGGAGACCACAAGUGACCUGCAGGGAUCCAAACAGCUAAGCCAGGCUAUGAGUUGGCUGCUGUCCCAUUCUCCACUACCCUUCCCACUCUCCUGCCAGACGCUGGUGCAGCUCGUGGAGGCCAGUUUGAGUCGCGAGUUUACUCCGAGAGUUUACGCCCACCGGCAGGAGCGGGCUGCAGCGAAUCUUCCGUCCGAGGACCCUGCGCCUGUCAUCCAGCUGUACAACGCCGUCCUGGCUCACAUUGCUGACAAAGUGUCAUCCCAGGAGCUCAGUCGGCUCUCGUGGCCACCAGGCGAGUUCUGUCUGUCCGAUACCCGUGACUUUGUCCCUCAUCUGGGCUGGAACUCUGCCCAUCACCUGGCCUGGCUCCGCAAAGCCAUCCUCAGCCUGCAGCUGCCACAGUGGGAGCAGCUGCCUGCCACAGACUCGUGGUCUGAGAUCUGUUCCUCCAUCUUUCGGUACGCCGCUCAGAUCCCAGUCUCACGUCGGAGUCAGCCUCUCUUAAUGUCAAGGCUGGAAAACCUUCUGGAAAGGGUGAGGCUGAAGGGUCACCGUACCCGAACCCCCAGAUCCAAGUUAACUGCAAGCAGCUGGGGCAGCAUAGACGAGAGUGCGUGUCCAGCUUUCAGUCAGAUUCCUUGGGAUGACGUGCUGGUGAUUUGCAUAGACCACAAGCUGAAAGACUGGCAGAUCCCUGGACCACCUGUCUGUGAAGAUGCUGUGACGGAGGAUGGGGAGAUCCUGGUGUACUUCCUCACAGAAUCCUUGAAGGUUUUCCAGCCACCUGAGGAGUGGACCCAGGCCACCAGGCAAACCCACAGGGAGAAGCAGCAAGAGAAGGAAGGGCCGAGUGUAGCGGCUUGUGCCACGCCCACCAGUCUGUCCCUAAGACAGAGGUUGUUCUCCAGUCUGGUGGAGCCUCUCGAGGCCCCGACAGCCCCGCUGGACAUCACACACACUCCCACAGCACAGGAGCUGCUGGCCCACAAGGUCCUCCAGAGCUUAGAGGAGGAGAAGGCUGAAAGCAAAAGGAGCAUGGAGCAGCUUCAGCGGUGGCUGGAUUGCGACCCCUUGGACCACUUGUCCACACCGCUUUUCAUUCCAUCCUCCACUCUGCUGUCCAUGCCCACAACAUUAACACGUGCACCCUCAGCCAAGACUCGAGAUGCUGCUCUCACGCAGGAGUCAGAGCCUGAUGAUCCGUCAGACAAAGCAGACUGGCCUAAAAGCACGCCUGUAUCUAUGUCAUGGCGACUGAAGGAGCUGGAGCGACAGAUUUUGGCGAGCCAAGAGGAGGAACUGGCCUGCAGACUGAAGCUGAAUGGUCUGCUGAGCAUUGUGGACGACUGAUGAACUGGUGGAGGGAAAUCAGAAACAACAAAUGCUUCUGCAGCUUUGCAAGUGUUUGAAAACUGUGGACAAACUAACUUUUGCCUGCAGUGAGAGACUGCUUGGAUUUAUUUACUGAGCUGUGGCAUGUUGAGCUGAUGCUGCUGUUGAAGUCAGAUUUUACUGAUUGUGUGUUAUUUUUUGUCGUGAAUGAAGGUCUGGGUUUGUAUAAUAUGAAAAGAAAAUCAAGAUUUUUACUCUUGGUUAAUUUUGUACCAUUGUACCCUGCAUUUAUAACACCGUGUGAGUGUGACAUAGAGCAAGCAGUGUCUUGCAGUUCUGUUCCUUGUCUGUCUUUAACACACAUUGAACUGCUUGGAUUGUGUUAAACCAUCUACAAUCCAUAGAAUGGAUUUAUUUUUGUACUGUUGCGUUAUGAAAUCAUAAUGAAACAGCAAAAUGUUGAAUAAAGGUGUUAUUUUUUAUGUAAA
Messenger RNA from Chelmon rostratus (copperband butterflyfish), 7183 nucleotides. RefSeq names its product minichromosome maintenance complex component 3 associated protein. Gene Ontology annotation, molecular function: RNA binding. The record is from RefSeq and is a predicted model, not a curated record. Gene Ontology annotation, cellular component: nucleus; cytoplasm; transcription export complex 2. The transcript is spliced from 28 exons. Bases 378 to 6713 code for a protein of 2111 amino acids. Lineage: Eukaryota; Metazoa; Chordata; Actinopteri; Chaetodontiformes; Chaetodontidae. Gene Ontology annotation, biological process: mRNA export from nucleus.